Daldinia childiae is the source of this 1125-nucleotide messenger RNA. Its product is annotated as putative heterokaryon incompatibility protein. The record is from RefSeq and is a predicted model, not a curated record. Bases 1 to 1125 code for a protein of 374 amino acids. The transcript is spliced from 4 exons. NCBI's taxonomy places the organism in Eukaryota, Fungi, Ascomycota, Sordariomycetes, Xylariales, Hypoxylaceae.
AUGUUGUGCAAUGUCUGUCGUGAGGGCCUCGAGGGCAUAUGGGAUCCCGAAAACAGCAGGAGGCUCGGGUUACUCAAAGACUUUCCCGAGGUAGUACAAUUCCGGUUUGAUGAACUCGGGGAUGAACUUGACAAGAUUUUUGACAAGUUACAAAUGAAAGAACCAGAGCGCUACGUCUUUGGCCACCACGUUGACUAUGAUUCAUUAAAGCGAUCUCAGGAGCGCGGCUGUGUCGUUUGUAAUGUUCUUGAUCAAGACGAAGCGAACCCAACUCUCGCAAAACUGGGAUACUAUUCUGUUUUUUGUAUCGAUUUCACUCGGUAUAGAUUCGACCAACCGGCGAUGUACAUCUAUAUAGGUGACGAGAUGGAACAGAUAUUCUACGAGUUAGUUGCCUAUGAUGAGAAGGACCCUGUUAAUUCUAUCAUAUCCUCUUCUACCUCAGAUGCGAAGACGUGGGGUUUGGUCCAAUCCUGGGUUGAAAGAUGUUUAAAAUCCCAUAGCCUAUGCCAGAACCAAGCAAUUGCAGGGUUUUCGCCAACUCGCCUUCUUGAAAUAGUCUCGAUGAGUAGCGAAAAGACUUUUCGACUCGUUUCAAGAGGAGAAUAUGAUCCAGCAGAGCGAUACGUGUCAUUAAGUCACUGCUGGGGUCCUGGGCCGACGAAGGAUAAACUGCUUCUUGAAGACAACACUAUUCAAAGGCUACGCGGUGGUCUCCCAAUCAGUUGUCUACCAAAGACAUUCCGCGACGCUUUUGAGAUUGCCGAACGUUUGCAUAUUCGCUACAUCUGGAUAGACCGUCUCUGUAUCAAACAGGGCUCUGAUGACGACUGGCGGGCAGAAUCAGCAGUCAUGCAAAAGGUCUACAGAAACGGGUUCCUCAAUAUCGCUGCCCUUGGUUCUAAGGACGACGCAGGUGGAUGUUUCUUUGAUCGCGAUACAACACAAGUCGCACCUACAAUUAUCAACCUAAGUCCUAGGCAAGACCUUCCAUCGCAUUACAGAUUUGAAGAUGAAACGAAGACGUGGGCACGGGAUUUUCAAGAGGAAACACUAAUUACGAGAGGAUGCAACCACCUCAAAAUCUGGAAGGUUCGCAUGGAAAUGUCUCAUAAAGCCGACUGA